Branchiostoma belcheri (Belcher's lancelet) is the source of this 2279-nucleotide messenger RNA. RefSeq names its product peptidyl-prolyl cis-trans isomerase FKBP3-like. The transcript has 7 exons. Bases 156 to 821 code for a protein of 221 amino acids. Gene Ontology annotation, molecular function: peptidyl-prolyl cis-trans isomerase activity. The record is from RefSeq and is a predicted model, not a curated record. NCBI's taxonomy places the organism in Eukaryota, Metazoa, Chordata, Leptocardii, Amphioxiformes, Branchiostomatidae.
UCCGGGUUAGAGGUCAACAUCUGCACCAGUUCCCGCCUCCCGAGAACUGCAUGCACCAAGUUACAUUGUGUGUGUUAAAUAUUAGUGGGCGUGUUCGCCAAGUACGUGACUUCAGAAUUUCAUUGUUUCCAGCGACAUCUGCUAUUGUUUGAACCAUGGGAGAACCAGAAAGGAUAUGGACCGAGGAGCAGGCUCUGUCGGACGAUGUCGGCAAGAAAGAUCUGAUCAAAUUUCUGCAAGACCAUGCUUCCAAGGAGUUUCUUGCAAACCACAAGAUGCUGGGCAGCGCCAAGAACGUUGCCAAGACGAGCAAGAAGGAAAACCUGGUGGAGGCUUACAAACAGAUGUUUGACACCAAGGCAUUCAAAGAUGCUGCACAGGACAAGGAGUUUGAUGAGAUGACUGCAAAGGCUAAAGAACUCAAGAUGUCUGAGAAGGCAAAAGGAGAGGAAGAGGAGGAGGAGGCUGCAGAAGCUCCCAAAUACACCAAACAGAUCCUGAAGAAGGGUGAUGGGAAGAACUUCCCCAGUAAGGGAGACCUGGUGUCCUGCUGGUACAAAGGGAUGCUGGAGGAUGGCACUGUGUUCGACACAAACAUCUCCGAUGGGAGCAGGAAGAAGAAAGCAACUGCCCUGAAGUUCAAGGUUGGAACAGGCAGAGUUAUCAGAGGGUGGGAUGAAGGACUGAUGACCAUGAGUAAGGGGGAGAAAGCCAAGCUUGUCAUUGAGCCAGACUGGGCCUACGGUAGGAAGGGGCUAGAGAAGAAAAUCCCUCCUCAUGCAACAUUAACCUUUGAGGUGGAGCUGGAGAACAUAGAGUGACCAGGUCAGAGUUCAUCCAGGGGUUAAAGUGCACACCACAUACAGUAGUGUAGUAAGCCUCCUGCCAUGCAUGGAAGGCAGGGGAUCACCUGGAAGAUUUGUUAAGGACAGAACUCAUUAUAUAUGCUCUACACAACUGUGCUUCCAUUCAUGUAGAAGGCAGUUAUAGAAGGGUAGAACUGAACUAAAUUGUACAUGAUAUGAAACUAAAGUGGGGUAGUCCCUAUGUCAUCAAAAUGACAGUACCUGAGCAGUAAGUUGUGGUAGGUUGUCAGCAAUUCCGUCUUCUAACAUCCACCAGGGAAGUCUGUAUGUAACCUAAGCUUGCUGUGGCAGAGUAUCCCAAGAUUCAUGGUGACAGAUGAUCCAGAGAUACUCUGCUACCUGACCGGCUAAGGUCACAUAACACACUGACUUCAUGAAGGAUGCAAAAAGAGGAAAUUGUGGAUGACCUCAUAACCACCAGUAGCUGGUUGGCUGGCACCAUUUUGAUGCCUUGCAUGCAGAUGUAGAUUGUUACCCAUCGAUACCAAGGCUCUGGACUAUAACUGUGGGUUGGAUUAGUAUUAUGUACAGAGGGGCUAUCACAGACUGAUAUGCAAAGUAUUUUGUUUAUUUGUUUGUUUCUUGUUGUAAUGCGUGUUAUUUGAUGACACAAAAACCUCCAGAGUGAUAUUUUCUUUCGUCUCAAAUACCUUUGUCUGAUAUAUUCCUAUCAAAGCGGUGUUUACAAGUUGUCACCUAAGUUGUGUCUUAGAGGCACUGUCAAGAUGUGACACUUGUGUCUUGAGUUUUUAUUUUACUGGCAUCAAAAGUGUAAGAAAGUCAACUUUCCAGUCAAGUCAUCAUUAUGACCAUUGCUGUAUACUUGUAGACACAGUUGCUAUAGCUGUGACUUCUAGACAAGGUGAUCCUGGAUAUGUCAGAGAGAAAUCUACUGUUUAUUUUUGUGGCAAUAUAGAGAUAACUGUUCAAGUUAACUUUCAUUAUGCUGUUAUUCAAACAAUCUUGGCAAAAUUUGAUUUUAGUCUACAUUGCCUUUUUUUUCUUUUUCUUUUGUAACGCUUUUGUCAUGGCUAGUAAAUAACCUCCAUGAAAUAACAAAGACAUUCCCAUUUUAUUUCAUGUUAUUUUAGAAAUCACUGAAAAAGGAAAUUUAGGAAACAUAAAGAAAUGUUACCUGAUUUACAACAAGAUUUAAGCCAUUCUGAUUGUGAAAUCUUUUUGACACCUUUUAAAGGUAUAUUUGAAAAGCAGUCUUAUGAUAUUUGACUUAUUUAGGUACUGAAACAGGCAGCUAACAAUGAGACAAAUUGUGAGAAUGACAUGUUGUCAACUGCUGUUGUGAAAGUUUAGGUUAGCAUUUUUUUGUAUAUGAGAUGCCACAAGUCUUUGCCAGACAUUGAUAGAUAGAAGCCAGUUACUUGUCCAAUAAUAAAAGGUAUCUAAAAGGUGGCA